Molecule: messenger RNA, 745 nt
Organism: Camellia sinensis
Lineage: Eukaryota; Viridiplantae; Streptophyta; Magnoliopsida; Ericales; Theaceae
Source: RefSeq, a predicted model, not a curated record
UGAGCAUUACACACAGAGGCUCUGUAAUUGUUUGCAACAAUGGCGACGACCACCACUCCUCUCUAUUUUUCCUCUUCAAUUCCAAAACAAAGCUACUCUACAAAUCCACACACCGUUUCUUCUCUCUCUUCUCGCAUCUCCAACGCCAAACGAUUGUCUCUCUCUGUCCGAUCACUGCCACAACCGGCGGCGGCGGUAGUAGUGGCUGAAACCGCUAGUGCAGUUGUGGAAGUUGAGCCGAAGAAGACCGCUGCUACUCCGUCCAAUUCUCUGCCUUUCCGAGCCAGGUAUGGCUUCGAUCUCCACAGAUUGGAACCUAGAUACCCUCUCAUCAUCAGCGGCAUCGAUAUCCCCCACGAUAGAGGCUGCGAAGCUUACUCUGAUGGUGAUGUGUUGCUUCACUGUUUUGUUGAUGCAAUCUUGGGUGCUUUAUUGGGCAGAAGCUUUGAUGACACUGAGCCAUACCUUGCAAAUAAUAAGCAAACAGGUAGAGUUCAUGCUGUGCCUGAUAACAACCUUUUAAAAAGUUUGCUGUAGAGAAAGACAAGGCCAGUAAUGUUGCAAAGAUCAAAGUUGUGCUGUGAAAGAGGCCACUAAAUAAAAAGGAGCGGGCAAAUUUGUUUUUUUGGAAAUUAGUAGAUCACAGAAGCUCUAAAGAAUGUAGUUCCAGCAGUCCUAAAUAUAGAACUCCUCUUCCUAAAGAGAUUAUGGAAUCAUUGAUGAAUGGUGAAUUGGUUUUGCCUUA